AAGCUUCUUUAGCAUAUGAGAUUGUUGAUUCCCCUUGCUAGAAGCACGCUAGGCGUUUGUUCAGCAACAGUCGCUCGCUGCAUUUUACGCCAGCUUACAAAACAAGUGCUAUAUUAUACGGCUAACUGUUUUCAACAGAUUGUUGAAGUUGGCAUCGUGCGCCCAUCGUCUUCUUGUAGGAAUGCGGGUCGUUAGUAGCCACGGCGUCGCCUCGGCGCGAAGCGGAGCCCAACGCAUAAAACCUACUAGCGGCAGACCAUCAUGUCGAGCUGUAAACCCGGCCACCUUCCACAUGGUUGGAUCUGUGCAUCACUGCGGUGGCUUCCAACAACCAGCCCGUGUGUGGGGCAAGCUAGUCCGCUGCCCUGCUUCCAGCGGGGACUUCGCAGAGGGAGCUGGAAGUCGUGAUUCUGAAUCCAAAGUUAUACGGCCAGCUGGUGAACGAGAACGCAGCAUGCUGGUUAACGAAGAGGUCGUUUACUUUAUAUUUCAGUUGGAUUUGGACACGCAGCUGCAGCGCUGCCUCAACUACGAGGCCUAUGAGGUGGCGCAGGAAGUGCGGAAGAAGCGGCAGCGGGUGGACGAGGCGGUUGCUGCCAUGCGCGAGCGCAAGGCCCGCAACACGGGUCAGCCGGCGGCCGGCGUGCGGCUGGGCGCUGCGGACUGGGCGGCGGAGGGGCUGCGGCUGCGCAGCGAGAUGCAGCGGGCGGUGGAGGCGGAGAACUACUCCGCUGCUGCCCGCUACCGCGACCUGCUGCGCCAGCUGGACCAGGAGACCAGGCGGGCGGCGGCGCUGGCGGCGGAGUGGGACACGGCGCCGGGGGGGGCGCCAGCCGGCCCCCGGCUGCGCCUGGGCCAGCGUGUGCUGCACCGGCAGCUGGGCUACCGCGGGGUGGUGGUGGGCUGGGACCCCGCCUGCUGCGAGAGCGAGGACUGGGCGGUGCAGGCCAAGGUGGAGGCGCUGAGGCGGGGCACUCGGCAGCCCUUUUACCAUUUGUUGGUUGACGCUCGGGACUGGGAGUACGACGCGCACCUGCCCCCGGUGGCCUACGUGGCAGAAGAGCUGCUCACAGCUCCCGAGCUGGAGUCCUCCGAGGGCGGUGUCAGGGGCGGCACUAGCAGCAGCAGCCGCAGCAGCGGCGGCGGCCGCAGCUGGUCGGAGGUGUACGGCAGCGACCCCCUGCAGCACCCGUACAUGUACAUCCUGUUCCUGGGGGUGGACGGCCGGGGCGACUGCGUGCCGUGCAGGCAGCUGCGGGACAAGUACAAUGUGGCAAGAAGAGAUGUGUACCGGCCGGGAGAGGAG
Astrephomene gubernaculifera is the source of this 1306-nucleotide messenger RNA. Lineage: Eukaryota; Viridiplantae; Chlorophyta; Chlorophyceae; Chlamydomonadales; Astrephomenaceae. The record is from the annotation of a GenBank genome assembly.